Messenger RNA from Orycteropus afer afer, 1685 nucleotides. Lineage: Eukaryota; Metazoa; Chordata; Mammalia; Tubulidentata; Orycteropodidae. The record is from RefSeq and is a predicted model, not a curated record.
UGAGGCUACUUGAAGAACUUGAAGACACGUGGCUUCCUUAUUUGACCCCCAGAGAUGAUGAAUUCUAUCAGCAGUGGCAGCUGAAGUAUCCUAAACUUGUUCUCCGAGAGGCUGACAGUGUGUCUGAGGAGCUCCAUAAAGAGGUUCAAGAAGCCUUUCUCACAGUGCACAAGCAUGGCUGCUUAUUUCGGGACCUGGUUAGGAUCCAAGGCAAAGACGUGCUCACUCCAGUAUCUCGCCUCCUCAUUGGUAAUCCAGGCUGCACCUACAAGUACCUGAACACGCGGCUCUUUACGGUACCCUGGCCAGUCAAAGAUUCCACUAUCAAAUAUACCGAGGAUGAAAUAGGUGCUGCUUGUCAAACCUUCCUCAAGCUCAAUGACUAUCUGCACAUUGAGACCCUCCAUGCUUUGGAAGAACUUGCAUCUAAAGAGAAAUAUAGUGGUGAUGCCGUGCCAGUGUGUAUAGCUCCAGAUUUCUCCAGAAUUGGUUUGGGGUCUUCCUUUGAUGGACACGAUGAAGUGGGCGUUAAGAGCAGAGCAGCAUACAAUGUAACUUUGUUGAAUUUCAUGGAUCCUCAGAAGAUGUCAUACCUGAAAGAGGAGCCUUAUUUCGGGAUGGGGAAAAUGGCGGUGAGCUGGCAUCAUGACGAGAAUCUGGUAGAAAGGUCAGCGGUGGCAGUGUACAAUUAUAGCUGUGAAGGCUCUGAGGAAGAAAGUGACAAUGAUCCUCACCUUGAAGGCAGAGACCCUGAUACUUGGCAUGUUGGUUUUAAGAUCUCAUGGGACAUAGACACACCUGGUUUGGCAAUACCUCUUCACCAAGGAGACUGCUAUUUUAUGCUUGAUGAUCUCAAUGCCACCCACCAACACUGUGUUUUGGCUGGUUCACAACCUCGGUUUAGUUCCACUCACCGAGUGGCAGAGUGCUCCAUGGGAACCCUGGAUUAUAUCUUACAGCAGUGCCAGUUGGCUCUGCGGAAUUUGCGUGACGAGGUCGAUGAUGGCGACGUGUCUUUGAAAUCCUUAGAGCCUACAAUUUUGAAACAAGGAGAAGAGAUCCACAAUGAGGUGGAAUUUGAGUGGCUGAGACAGUUUUGGUUUCAAGGCAAUAGAUACAAAAAGUGCACUGAUUGGUGGUGUCAACCCAUGACUCAGCUAGAAGGACUGUGGAAGAAGAUGGAACGUGUGACAAGUGCUGUGCUUUGUGAAGUUCGAAGAGAGGGGCUCCCCAUGGAACAAAGGAUUGGAAUCUUGACUGCCAUCCUGGCCUCGCUCACCACACGGCAGAACCUGAGGAGGGAAUGGCAUGCCAGGUGCCAGUCCCGAAUUGCCCGAACGUUACCUGCAGAUCAGAAACCGGAAUGUAGGCCGUAUUGGGAAAAGGAUGACCCUUCCAUGCCCCUGCCUUUUGAUCUCACAGACAUCAUUUCAGAACUCAAAGGUCAGCUUCUGGAAGCAAAACCCUCGAAAGAGCACAUGUCUUAGGUGGAGAAGGAAAAGAUGCCUUUGGCUCUUCUCUAACUUUCUAGUUAGUUUGUGCAAAGGGCAUGUGGAUAGACUUCUCUUGGCUGUUAGAUUGUGGAGCCUAAUGGAAACAGACAGGAAAUGGAGUUCAUGUCUAUUGAGAAGUUUUAAAAUGAAACAAUGUUAUAGUCUGAUUUGAUAUUAAACAAGAAUUCCCCC